AUGCGCCUCUGGCUGGGCUUUCGGGGGUCCUGCGAGACUGGGCGAGACAGGGCGAGACGCGGGCGCUGUGGGAGUGUGGCCUCGCUCGACUUCCUCAACCCCACACACACCCAUCCACAACCACCCACCCACCCAGUCAACAGUAAGCACGAGCGUAUAGUAGUUGCUCAGCUCCCGGCUACACCCAGGCCAAACCCGGCUCACCUCUCUACCUACUGCAGUGGCCUCGGAAGAACCCACCAACAACGUCGCAGCCGCCGAGGAAGAGUCGGGAGCCGUCUUUGAACCCGUCAUCAAGCUCGAGGAAAAGGUCGAGGUCAAGACCCACGAGGAGGAUGAGGAACCUUUGUUCAAGAUGUGAGUCGGGUUCAGAGCGGGCAAAGGGGCUGAGCUGCGAUGACGAACCGGCUUCGUCGUCAUCGUCGCCGUCGUCAACGUCGAUCGAUCGCGUGUCGAUUCUCAGUCCACUGUCCCCCUCCACUUUUGCGCUGCCUCCACUGCAACCCCGUUCAAGAACUAACUCCGCGAAAACACUUUUUUGUACACCAGGCGAGCCAAGUUGUUCCGCUUCACACCCGAGUCGUCCGAAUGGAAGGAACGCGGCACCGGUGACGUGCGGCUGCUCCAGCACAAGGACAGCAAGAAGGUCCGUCUCGUCAUGCGACGCGACAAGACCCUCAAGGUCUGCGCCAACCACUAUGGUCAGUCCAACUCGGCCAUCAAACAGAUCAGUUUUGCUCAUACUUUUGCCGUUGCACCCCACUCUGCGCUCAGUCACGCCCGAGAUGGCGCUCUCGCCCAACGUCGGCUCGGAUCGCUCAUGGGUGUACAACGUAGCCGCCGACGUCUCGGACGGUGAGGCAUCCGCCGCGACCUUGGCCAUCCGUUUCGCAAAUUCAGAGAGUCAGUACCGCAGCUACGAGCCUCGACGCCUUGUAAAGCUGCCCGAGCUGACCCCCUUUGCCACCUUGCCCUGCUCUCCCCACAACUCCCCAGACGCCGGCUUGUUCCGCACCGCCUUCCUGUCAGCCCAAGAGACGAACAAGCCUUUACUCGGUUCCAACGCCGCGCCCGCCCCUGCGCCCGUGGACGACGAACCCCAAAAGGACGCCGACGCACCCAAGCCCGCCGCUGCUGAGGAGACAAAGGCCGACGACAAAAAGGACGAGCAGGAAGUUAAAGAGGCGACCCAGCCGACCCAGACCGAGGUCGUGCAAGGAGAAGCAAUCAAGGAGCCGACAAAGGAGGUCAGUUCCUAGUUUGAAAGUGGGAGUGUUUCUUGACUAGGAGCGAAACAGGAGCUCAUUCGACUCGAAUCCUUUGCUCUGCCCAUCUCUUCUCAGACCCCCACCGAAGGUGAUGCCCAUGCUGCUACCGAGGCGUCGACCUAA
Messenger RNA from Microbotryum saponariae, 1391 nucleotides. The record is from the annotation of a GenBank genome assembly. Lineage: Eukaryota; Fungi; Basidiomycota; Microbotryomycetes; Microbotryales; Microbotryaceae.